CCCAUUCCCCAUCCCUGCCUGCAUCCCCCUGCCCGUGCUGCAGACAGGUGUCAGCCCCUUUGGUGGGGGUAUUUGCAGCGGGCACCUGCCCAUGGGGCUGUGGGGUCCAGCACCGUGGGGUCCGGCACCGGUGGCUGGCCAAGUGCAGGCCCCAGGCCCCACUGCUGAUGUCUCCGCUCCAGCAAAGUGGUGGCCUGGUCGUGGCGUGGCAUUGUGCUGGCUCCACGGAUGCUGUCACCAAGCAGCAGGGCGCCUGCCUCACAGCAGAUUACAGCUUAUUUGGGUUUUUUUAGUUUGAUUUGAACUCUCCGCUGCCUUAGGGGUGCGGACGUUGCUGCUCCCAGCAUGUCCCUCCUUCGGCAAUGAGCUGCCGGGGCGAUGUGCUGCCGGGGCUCGGCGCAGGCAGGCUGCUCCUCGCGGCCGGCCAGGGAGCUGAGUCUGGGGGGGUUGUGGCGGGUGGGUGGGGGUCCAGCACCGGCUGCAGGUGUUGUGUCCCAGGCUGCCAUCAGCUCUCCCUUGCAGCUUUCCUGCCUUGCUAAGUGUGCUGUCCAUGCAGCCUCAUCCCCGCUCUGGCACGUCGUGGCUCCCUGACAUCUCGAAUGCCUUGGCUUUUCCCAAGCGUGGCAGCUGGUGCAGCCCAUGGGAGCACCGUGGGCUGGGUGAAGCGGGCUCCACGGCUCCCGCUCGCCCUGCUGGAGCUGGGCUGGGCUCCAGGGUGCUGGCACCUCGCCGGGGCUCUGCUUCAGCUGGGCUGGGUGGUGCUCGGGGAGGGAUGGUCCGGGAGGAAUCGGAGCCGAUGCCUCCUUCCUUCCUGCCCAGCCUGGAGAGGAGUGUGGAGCCGGGAUGUCCUGGCUGCAAACCCUCCUCGCCCCGCCGGGAGCGGAGGCAGGCUGCUGGCAGGCGCGGGCGACACAGGGUCAGCACACUAUCGGCGCCUGCGGCGCUGGAAACUUGGCCGCUGUCAGCCCUGCAGCCAGAGCGGCUCAGGAUGGGCUGCAGCCUGACCUCCCGCCCGGCCCAUUGUGCUUUGCCGCCUUCCCUUUCCUACGGCCGUGUCGGACACAGGGAUGCGCCGCCAGCGCCUGUCCUUUGCAUGGGGCACCUCUGGCCCGGGGCAGGGUGAGACCCUUGGGGCCAUGCUGGUCCCCGAGCCCCACCAGGGGUGCUGUGCCCCCUUUCCUGCUGCCCUCCACCUGCAGCGCCAGCCAGGGGGUGACUUCAGCUCCAUGGGGCAUGGGCUGUGCUGGUGCCCCUCAGGGAGGUCCCAGGGCUGGCCAAGACCCCCUGUCUGCUGCGGGGGACAGGCCCCCCUUGUGGCCAGAGCGUCCGUGGGGUGCAGGGCUGCGGCACAGGUGCACAGGACCCCCGCCUGGCCUUAACCUAUGUCCCCUCCACCCCACAGUGAAGUUCAUGCGGGAGGUGACCCCCUACAUCAAGAAGCCCUCACUGGUGUCGGACCUGCCGUGGGAGGGGGCUGCCCCGCAGUCACCCAGCCUGAGCGGCAGUGAGGACUCUGGCUCCCCCCAGCACCAGUGCCCCCGUGACCGCAAGGUGAUCCCCCUGAAGAUGUGCUUCGCUGCCAGGAACCUCAGCAUGCCUGACCUGGAGAACAGGCUGAUCGAGCUGCACUCGCCGGACAGCCGGAACACCCUGAUCCUGCGCUGCAAGGACACGGCGACAGCACACUCCUGGUUCACCGCGCUGCACGCCAACAUCGCCGCCCUGCUGCCCCAGGUCCUGGCCGAGCUCAACGCCAUGCUGGGCACCGGUGGCACCGUGGCCGGCGGCAGGGAGGUGAAGCACAUCGCCUGGCUGGCUGAGCAGGCACGCCUGGAUGGAGGGCGGCAGCAGUGGCGACCGGUCCUCAUGGCGGUGACGGAGAAGGACCUGCUGCUGUACGAUGGCAUGCCCUGGACCAGGGACGCCUGGGCUUCCCCUUGCCACAGCUACCCGCUGGUGGCUACCAGGCUGGUCCACUCAGGCUCAGGCCGCCGCUCGCCCGCACUGGGCUGCGAGCUCACCUUCGCCACCCGGACGGGCUCUCGCCAGGGCGUGGAGAUGCACGUUUUCCGUGUGGAAACCCACCGGGACCUCUCCUCCUGGACGCGUGUCCUCGUCCAGGGCUGCCACGCCGCCGCCGAGUUGAUGAAGGAGGUGACUGUGGGCUGCACGCUGGGCGGGCAGGAGGUCCAGCUCUCCAUCCACUACGAGGGCGGCUUCACCAUCUGCCGAGAGGAGCCGGGCAGCAGUGUCCUCUUCCGCUACCCCUACGAGAGGCUGAAGAUGUCGGCGGACGAUGGCAUCAGGACCCUCUACCUGGACUUCGGGGGUCCUGAGGGCGAGCUGGCGCUGGACCUGCACUCCUGCCCCAAGCCCAUCGUCUUCAUCCUGCACACCUUCCUCUCGGCCAAAGUCACCCGCAUGGGGCUGCUGGCGUAGGGGGCCCCGGCCCCCCGCCUCCCCCCACCACAAACCAGCGGAGGGGCCCCAUGCCCCUCCUGCCCUGCCAGUGCCUUGCUGGGGCCAGACUGGCAGCCCUGAGAGCUGCCGGGGUUGUGGCAGGAUGGCUGCCCGGGGGGGUGAGCCCUUCUGCUCCACACCGGUGGUCCUGGCCUCCCCCCUGCCCCAGUGCCAGGGGGGCCAGGGCACAGGCACCAGCUUUAACCCCCCUUCCUCGGGCCUGAAGCCAUCACUGAUCUCACCACUGUGCCUUGGGGUGGGGUGAGCCCAGCCCUGACGUGUGGGGGACCCCAGGUGCUCCCCCCAGCUGUGUCUGGGGCAGCCAGUGCGCCCCCCACCCCCGCCUUGGGGUCCUCCCAAAGGGGGUCACAUUGUGUCCCCCCGGCCAUGGGUUGGAGCUCAGGCUGUCGGCCCCCCAUUGCUGCAGCACAGGGUCCCAGUGCCCUGCGCAGGGUGUGGGGGGGACAUUCUUGUCUUACUCGACGCGCUGAAGAGUACAAAAGGGGCUGUCCCCCCACCAGCUGCACCAACCCCCCCACCCGGGAGGGCCCUCCCCCCUCCCCCCCCAAACCUUCCAAAGCCAGAAAACAACUAUUGUGUCUGUGCUGCCCUGGGCAGGUGGGGGCUGGGCUGCCUGGGGAGCCCCACGGGCUGCUGCCCCCCAGCUGUGCUGCCCCCCAGCACUGCAGCCUCUGCCCCCCCCUGCCCGGGAGCUGCUCUGCGGGUCGACCCCUCCGCAUUUGGGGCAGGAUGUGUGGAUUGAUGCACUUUUGCUUUUUGUACUCCUCGGGGGGGGGCAGCUCCCACACCCUGGGGUGGUGGUGGGGGUCCCAGGCAUGGCAGGAGCAGGACCUCCCCCCCCUCGACGGGGCUGUCCCCUCCUGGCUGAAGCCCUGUUACCCCCCAGCCAAACUUCUCUGCACAUUUUUCUGCUUCCUGGGGGGCUGUGCUGGCUGGGGGGGUCCUAGGGGGGUCCCGGGUUGCACACAAGCACUACAGCUGCUGGACCCCCCGGUGCCUCCCCCCGGCACCACCCCCACCCUUUAUUUUUGUAUUCUUUGUAAAUCGCUAUUUAUAUCAGAUUGCCAUUU
Messenger RNA from Falco peregrinus (peregrine falcon), 3551 nucleotides. It is a transcript of the gene SNTB2, whose product is annotated as syntrophin beta 2. NCBI's taxonomy places the organism in Eukaryota, Metazoa, Chordata, Aves, Falconiformes, Falconidae. Bases 844 to 2439 code for a protein of 531 amino acids. Gene Ontology annotation, cellular component: intracellular anatomical structure; synapse; dystrophin-associated glycoprotein complex. The record is from RefSeq and is a predicted model, not a curated record. The transcript has 6 exons. Gene Ontology annotation, molecular function: structural molecule activity; protein binding.